Molecule: messenger RNA, 580 nt
Organism: Lathyrus oleraceus (garden pea)
Lineage: Eukaryota; Viridiplantae; Streptophyta; Magnoliopsida; Fabales; Fabaceae
Product: glycine-rich protein DOT1
Exons: 2
Coding region: 2-580 (192 amino acids)
Source: RefSeq, a predicted model, not a curated record
AAUGAUGAAAACCAAACCUUUUAUCUUUGUGUUGUUUCUUUAUGCAUUAAUUUUUCUUUCUGUUGUGGCAAUUGAGUCAUCCAAAGAUGAGAAACAAACUAAUGCUUUUGAUAUGUCAAAAACAAAACUUGCGUUAAAUAAGGAUGUGGUCUCGGGAGGUGGACACGAUGGAGACAAAGGAAAAGGACAUGAAGACGGAGAAUGGGGAUUUUGGAUAAAUGACGGAGGUGGUUGGGGAGCUUGGUUAGAACACGCGGGUUGGAAAGGUUGGAUAAAAAAUGAAGGAGUCUCAGGAGGAGGAGGAGGAGGAGGAGGAGGAAGAGGAGAAAAAAGUAGACUUCAAGGACAACAUGGAAAAGAAAAUGAAGUAAGUUCAAGAGAAGGAGAAAAUAUUGAACUUGAGGAACAAGGCGGAAGAGAAAAUGAAGAAAACUGGAGAAGAGGAGAAAAUAGAAGAAUUAGAGGAGAAUAUUUAGAAAACCAAGGACCUGUUUGGAGAAGAGAAACAAACAAAGGAUUUGGAGGUAGAAAUGGUGGAGGUCGCGGACAAGUAGGGCUUUGGAACAUUCAUAAAAACUAA